Molecule: messenger RNA, 2797 nt
Organism: Quercus robur (English oak)
Lineage: Eukaryota; Viridiplantae; Streptophyta; Magnoliopsida; Fagales; Fagaceae
Product: lysine-specific demethylase JMJ29-like
Exons: 13
Biological process (GO): regulation of transcription by RNA polymerase II
Cellular component (GO): histone deacetylase complex; chromatin
Molecular function (GO): transcription coregulator activity; chromatin DNA binding; histone H3K9 demethylase activity
Source: RefSeq, a predicted model, not a curated record
AGAUGAUUGUUUUAGCGACGAGUUUGAAGAAGAUGAAGAAACAAUGUUUCUUGUUAAGGCGAGAUCACGGAAAAGAAUUAGGAAUUUGGAUAGUGUGAUGACUGAAAUAAAUUCAAAUGAUGCAAGAGAGAAAAAUUAUGAGUCAAGGAAUGGUAAUGUGUGUACUGGAAGCAAGGAGAGAUGCAGUCCAAUAAAUGUGAAUGGUAAUGGAGAAGAUCGCUUAAAAUGCCAUCAGUGUAUGAAGAAAAAGUUUGUUGUUGUUCCUUGCACUAAGUGUAAGAAGAAAAUGUAUUGCAUCCAGUGUAUCAAGCAAUGGUACCCCCACUUAGAAGAAGAAGAAGUUUCGAUGCUUUGCCCAUUUUGCCGUAGAAACUGCAACUGUAAUGUGUGCUUGCACUCAAGUGGGAUGAUUAAGACUUCAAAGAGGGACCAACGUCUAGAAAUAGGUGGCGAGAUGGACCUGGCUGCUGGCAUUCAGGUGGCGCAGUUGGCCCUUAAGCAUCGCCAAAAUAAAAAACAGCAACAAAGGAUUAUUGUAUUUGCUGGAAGUCCUAUCAAACAAGAGAAAAAGACAUUGGAGUCUAUUGGAAGAAAGUUAAAAAAGAACAGUGUAGCACUUGAUAUUGUAAAUUUCGGUGAAGAAGAUGAUGCGAAGACAGAGAAGCUGGAUGCACUUCUUGCUGCCGUUAACAACAAUGACACUAGCCACAUUGUACAUGUUCCACCUGGCCCUAAUGCUCUUUCUGAUGUACUUAUAAGUACACCCAUCUUCACUGGGGAUGGGGAAGGUGGAAGUGGUUUUGCAGUAGCAGCAGCUGCAGCUGCAGCUGGUGGAGUCACUGGUUUUGAGUUUGGUGUGGAUCCCAACCUGGAUCCUGAACUGGCUCUUGCUCUGAGAGUUUCAAUGGAAGAAGAGAGGGCGAGGCAAGAAGCAGCUGCUAAAAAGGCUGCAGAGGAGACUUCUAAACAAGAAAAAGAAGAGGGACAGCCAUCUGGAACACAGGAUGCAACAAUGACUGAGCAUGCAAGUGUUGGAACUUCUGAAGCUGACAAUAAAACAACUGAUUUAAUGCACAUUCAUGUUUCAUAUAUUCUGAAUUGUAGACAUUGCUUACGGAAAAUAUUUGUGGUAGGGAAAUCAUAUUCUGAAAUUGAAGUACAACAAACCAUUUGUUAUAAUGAUGAGCGUAUCUUUUGCAAUCAUUGUGCAACUUCAAUUGUAGACCUUCAUCGAAGCUGCCCAACAUGUUCUUAUGAACUCUGUCUCAGUUGCUGUGAAGAAAUUCGAAAGGAAAGUCUUACAAGCCGUGGCAAAAUGAAGUUUCAAUACAUCAACAAGGGCUAUGACUACAUGCAUGGUGGAGAUCCUCUACCCGAAUCAUGUCUUUUAAAAACUUCUAAGGAACAUGUUAAGUCCUUUAUCAAAUGGAGUGCCAAUGGUGAUGGAAGUGUUACUUGUGCUCCAAAGGAAAUUGGUGGGUGUGGUGAAUGUGUAUUGGAGCUCAGGCGUAUCCUUCCACUGGGGUGGAUUUCAAGUUUAGAAAUCAAAGCAGGAAAUUUAUUGGAGAUGUUUAGAGCUCAACCUACAAAUUUUAAGCAUAAAUGUACUCGAAAGAGCAUGAAGAUUUUCCGAAGAGCAGCUUCUAGAGUAGAUUGUGAUGACAAUGACUUGUACUGUCCAUCUUCAAGGGACAGUCUUCUAGAAGAAGAGCGUUUGCACUUCCAACAGUGUUGGACUAAAGGUGAACCAGUUAUUGUUCGUGAUGUUCUUGAACAGACAGCUGGUUUAAGCUGGGAGCCAAUGGUCAUCUGGCGUGCGUUAUGUGAAAGUGUGGAUUUGGAUAUCAGCUCAAAAAUGUCAGAAAUGAAGGCCAUUGAUUGCCUGGCUGGUUGUGAGGUGGAGAUUAAGACCCGUGAAUUUUUUCAAGGCUAUAUGGAAGGUAGAACAUACUAUAACUUUUGGCCUGAGAUGCUUAAACUAAAGGACUGGCCCCCCUCUAACAAGUUCGAGGAUUUUUUGCCCCAUCAUUGUGAUGAAUUUAUCCGUGCAUUGCCAUUUCAAGAGUACACAGAUCCUAGGUCAGGCCUCCUUAACUUAGCUGUCAAGUUGCCUCUUGGUUUGUUGAAACCAGACCUGGGUCCAAAAACAUAUAUCGGAUAUGGGCUCGCAAAGGAGCUUGGAAGAGGGGACUCUGUCACUAAGCUUCAUUGUGAUAUGUCAGAUGCGGUGAAUAUUUUGACACAUACAGCAGAAGUAGUGUUGAGUGACAAGCAACGCUCAGCAAUUGCAACCUUAAAAGAAAGGCAUAGGGCCCAAGAUUGGAAGGAGCGUCUAGAUCGAGAGGAGUUAAGUUGUCCAACUGAAAAACUUGUUCAUAGCAACGGUGAGGACAUGGAGGUCCUAGAAAUUGCAGAUAUGAGCAAGCAUCCAUUUGAUUUUGAUGGUAAAAUUGAGAUGUUAAAAAGUGACAUAGAAGGGGCUACUUGUCCUGGUUUCUCCACAGAACAAGAAACAAAAGAAACAGGCAGUGCUUUAUGGGACAUUUUUCGGAGGGAAGAUGUUCCUCAAUUAGAGGCAUAUCUUAGAAAGCAUGCAAACGAAUUUAGGCACACCUAUUGUUCACCUGUCACUCAACAGGUUGUCCACCCAAUUCAUGACCAAUCCUUUUAUUUAACUUUGGAGCACAAAAGGAAGCUAAAGGAAGAAUUUGGUGUUGAACCGUGGACCUUUGUGCAAAGGCUUGGGGAAGCAGUAUUUAUACCUGCUGGAUGCCCGCACCAAGUUAGGAAUCUCAAG